Molecule: messenger RNA, 3598 nt
Organism: Dendroctonus ponderosae (mountain pine beetle)
Lineage: Eukaryota; Metazoa; Arthropoda; Insecta; Coleoptera; Curculionidae
Product: serine/threonine-protein phosphatase 4 regulatory subunit 4
Exons: 16
Coding region: 94-3372 (1092 amino acids)
Cellular component (GO): protein serine/threonine phosphatase complex; cytosol
Molecular function (GO): protein phosphatase regulator activity
Source: RefSeq, a predicted model, not a curated record
UUUCACUAGUUUGACAGUUUUGUUCGUGACUUUGACAGAUUUUUUUCAGUUUUUGUCUCUGGUUUUUUUAAAUAAGCACAGUUUGAUAUAGAAAUGCGUAUGGAUGAGGAAAUGCGGAUGCUGCAGCUGGAUAAGCCUGGCCAAGGCAAAAGCACAACAGAACUGCAGAAACAUUCAAUAGAUGAAGUCUUCUAUGAACAUAAACCCGUGGACAGAGCGUUAUUUAUCGUAAGCAAAGGCGAUGAACUACAGAAGCUAAGCGUGAUAGGAUCCCUUCCUGAACUAUUGAAAUAUGACCAAAAAGGGACUGUUUCAAAGAUUAUCCCGAAAAUCCAACAAGAGUUACCAAAUUCUUCCUCAGAAUUCAACCUGGCUGUGAGUAGGAUGUUUAAUAUAUUAAUCCAUAUGGACAUUCCAGUCAAUCUGGUGCCACAGAUUUUGCAAGGCAUAGACAACAGAGAUCCGAUGAUCUCAAAUGCUUGGAUGGAGACUUUGCUUGCAGUGAUUCCUCUAUUAAAAGAGCAGAUAGUUAAAAACGAUAUUCUAAAAUGUGCAAUCGCAAAGUCCCAACUGUCCAAGGCUGCGUAUUUUAGAGUAUCCAGUUGCAAAAUAUUGGGUGAGAUUUCAGUGCAUAAAACCAUGAAUCCUUUCGAGGUGAAAAAGGAUGUGUUACCACUGGUCCAGAGCCUAUGUCAAGAUUGUUUUUUCGAAGUUCGAGCUGCAAUGUGCAGGGAACUUCCUAACGUUGCGCAAGGUUUAUUCAACUUGGGUGACGCUAUUGUAAAAGUAAAUCUGCUUCCUCUUCUCGUUGAACUCUCUGCUGAUGAAAAUGUUAACGUUAGAUCAAUUGCGAUCGAGUCUAUGGUCUCCAUUAUCCCAUUCUUAAGUCCAGAUACAAUAAAAGGUACAAUCAUCCCCUUGGCUAAGAAACUGUGCACUCGAAGUGCUUCAGAAGGAGAUACAACAUAUACCGCAAUUUCAAGCGUUUUUAGCAUGCUUAUCAACAACUUGCAACCCCAGAUGAGUACUGGGGAUUCAAUGUGGUUUUUGGACUAUUUCAAUCAUAUCUGCAGAAAGGGGCUGUCAUUAGUAGAAGAUCUGGAUACCGACCCUGCCAUAUCUAUGUUAUGCCGGGAAAAUUGCGCCAACUGUCUUCCCAAAGUCGUCACAAUGGUACUGGCUCAAAUUCCCACUGAAGUCAGCUCGAAAUGGUAUCACACCUUUAAAGCUUUGGCCGCCGAUCCAUGUUACAUAGUGCGCAGAGCUGUGGCCAACCGGUUUUCGGAUAUUGUAAGGAUUUUAGGCCCUUCCAAUAAAAUAGUGGUGAUUGAUUUCACUAAGCUAUUGAGAGAUGAAGACGAAGAAGUCCUGCAAGCUUUAAUUCCCAAUGUUGCUAAUAUUAUGGAACUGUUCACUGCCACCAAUGUGCUUCAACGAGAAAUCCCGGUUCAAGCCACACUGGAUAUUGGCCGCGCAAUGCUUAAAUGCCAAAACGAAGCAUUCAGAACCAACAAUUGGCGCAUGAAAGAGUGUCUCUUGAUGCAGUGGGAACGACUACCAAACUGUUUCCCGUCCGACUUCAUUCAUCAGCAUUUUUCCCCAGUGGUUUUAAAUGCUACAAUCUAUGGCAAAGCCAAACCAGUGCGUUCUCAAGCUGCCAGAACCCUCCUGAUAAUCCUAAAAUACAGUUUAAAGGAAAACCACCGAAAAUGGAUCAGGGAAAUGAUCCAGACGCAAUUGUGCAACGCACCUUGUUGCUAUUCCCGUCAGGUGUAUAUCACUCUAUGCACGCACGCUAUUGAUAUUUUCAGCUGGGGAUAUUUCAAAGAGUACUUCUAUCUGCCGCUGUUAAGCUUAGCAGAGGAUCAGAUUGCAAUCGUGCGACUUUCCAUGGUAAAACUCUGCCCAAUUCUGAAGCAAAUGCUCAACUUACCGGCUGAUAGAGCCCUUCAACUAAAGCUCGAAAACAUUCUUUCGAAAAUGGAAAUGAUGGAAGCAGAUCGAGAUGUGAUAAUGAUGCUCAAGCUAAAGCUGAAAGAAAUGCGAACCAUUCGGAAUAUCAAGAGCGAAGUUUUAGUGGAAGAUCGCCGCAGAGCGGACGAAGAAGACCGAAUUUUGAAAGGGAGAUUUGCUGGGAUUAGAAUUGGACCUCAGAUUGAUUCAGACCUAGGAAGGGACACGACAGACAAGCAACCGACAAUAUCAGUCACCAAGUCAGCUAUUCCAAAGCAAUCUUCAACGUCUUCAUCAGCCAGUAAAAGAGCCGCCGCUGCCACUGUAAAUCACACUCCAAGUCUAAUGCCUUUUCUCGAUCAGCAUUUUUACACAGACGCGGGUGUUGCGCUACCACAAGAUUUCGGUGAUUCCUCCUAUAGAGAUCGGGAUCUAAAAACGCCGAUUCGAACCUCCACAGAAGUGACUAAACUGAUCGAAUCAGCAGAGAAUUUAACUUCCUGGUUGGAUGAAAUUAGCAUGGCAGAUGAAGCCGGUCGAUUUCAGGAAAACAUUGAAGAUCGCGCAAUUAAACUUGAAGAAAAAGAUAUGAUUAUUUCAGUGGAGAAUAUUAAUCCUGCGGAAACUUUGACAGAGAAUGAUAUUAAAGCUUUAGCAACGACGACCACAAACAUGACUGAUGAGCUCAAGGUGAACAUCCAACAUGUGGCUGAGGCCGCCAAGGAGCUUAAGCCAAAGAUGAAAAGAAACUCCUGCGUUUUUAGCAGUGAAAUUCGUCGUAGCGAGACAUCAAAGUCGAGCUUUGCUCUGAAACGGCGAAGUCUUAAUAUCAGCAACAGCGAAAGUAAAAUUCCUAUACCAUCUAGAACUAAUAGCUUUUCUUUCGAGGAUAAAUCCAAGUCUUUUAGCGAUCAUUCUCUAGAUGCACAUUCUACUGGGGAUAGAGGGAAAAUAUCCCGAUUUGUGCGACACACCAAAAGCUCGAUGAAUUUGAGAACAAAUGUUAGUGAUAAGUGCAAUAAUAGUGAGGGAAGUUUGCAAAAAUCGGACGAUUGUAAAGCCGCUUGCAGAGAUAUAUCCAGAAUACCGGCCUUUGCAAAUUCAAAAUUCGUAAACUCUGCAGAAGUUGAAAGUACAGAUUACAUGAAAAGCCGCAUCAGAAGGCGAUUUUCUAGUACUCACAAGCUGGAAAUGGGCGACAAAGCGCCUAUAUGUUUCAAGAGAUUUAGCGCGAACGAUCUAUCUCUAGGAGAGAGUUUAACAGGAUUAGUACAAACUAACGUAAAAACCAUAGCGAAUAUAUAUUGUGAAGGAACUACAUCCAGAUGUUCAAAGAACGCCAGUUUCAAACCAGUAGAGAAUAAGGAGAAAAACUCAGGAUUGCCCGUGGCAGUACGCAAAAAACCGUUCUCCAAGUGACAAAGUAUUAUAACUGCAGUAUUUAUUUAUAUACCUGUUGAAAGUACCUAUACAUUAUGUAUAAUGUUGUUUGUUGAUAUCUUUGAUACAUAUUUUUAUAUUUGUGCUCUCUAUCUAAAAUAAAAUACGUUUAUUAUAACAGUAAUUGAAACAAUACUAACAUAAGUAUUCUAUAUACACUAUUUUUAUAUGAUAAUUUAUGUGCAAUAAACCGUUUUCUGAGUUA